UAUUGAACCGUUGUUUUGAGGGAAUCUGCUGCUCUUUUACAGUUUUUAUAUUGCAUUUGACUUUUUAAAGCUUAAAUAAGCCACGCUUACAGUAAAAAGGCAAAUAAAGUUAAUACUCGCGCGGUAACAAUGAAGCUGGCGGACAUUAAAAAGUUAAAAGUGGCCGAUCUGCGGUCCAGACUUAAAGAGCUGGGGCUGGAGAGCUGCGGGCUGAAGGCUGAGCUGGUGGAGCGGCUGUGGUCCGCAGCGGAGGGGGGACACAGCGGGAGAGACGGUGAAAGAGAAAAAGUGAAGCUACAGGACAACUCACCUACACCUCCAGUACGGAUGGAGCCAGUAGAUGUCCAUCCUCCAUCCGCAGAGGCUGGUGUUACUGGGCGACAUGAAGUAGACCGCGCCUACACGGACAUGGCCACACAGACUGAGCCUGAGCCUGAUCCGACUGCACCACAGCCCGGCUCUGAGGCUGCUGCCACUGCCUUCCCUUCAGAGGGAGCAGAACAGGGGCAUGCGGAAGGUCCUGGAGAAGAGGACAUGGGCAGAGGAAGAUCCUUCUACGAGUUCAAAGAGGAGAUACGAUACAAGAGGGCUAAAUCACCACAGCUCCCUCUGGAGAGGAGUGAGGCAGAGGAACAAGAUGAAGAUAAAGUCAGAUUAGAUCCAUAUGGCUCUCACCUGCACUUCGAGGUGGGUCCUGAUGGAUCCUGUGGGCAGCCGCGAUUCUGGGCUCGGUUCCCCUUGCUGUGGUCAGGCUGCAGGCUCACCCAUGGGGUGCAGCAGGGCAGGGUGGGCUUUGAGGUGAGGCUGGAGAGGAAACUGUUGAGUAUACAGCCAGAUGACCAACAAGCAAGGGAGUUGUACGGACUGAGAGUUGGCUGGUCAGUGGCUGACUCCACUUUGCUGCUGGGUGAGGAUAAACUCUCUUUUGCUUAUGAUGGACGUGGUAAAAAAGUGUCAGCUGGACAGGAAGAGGAAUUUGGAGAGCCUUUUUCAGAAGGGGAUAUCAUUGGCUGUUAUGCUUCUUUCUCCUCAGACAGUGCCGUUGAGCUCUCCUUCCAUAAAAACGGACGUUUCAUGGGCGUGGCCUUCUCCGUGGGGGCAUCUGUGCUGCUGGGUCGUACUUUGUUCCCUCAUGUCCUCUGUAAGAGCUGUUCGGUCAGAUUGCUCCUGGACCCCGCAGCUCAACCCUGGUACCCCGGCCCUCCAGGGUUCACACCAUUGGCCACUCUUCCUGCUGGACAGAGGAUGCGCUCCACAGCAGCUCUGGCUUCCAGGGCACAGUGUGAGGUGGUGCUGAUGGUGGGUCUUCCUGGUUCUGGGAAGAGCGUAUGGGCAAGGAAUUACAUGAAGCAGCAUCCAGAGAAACAGCACAGACUGCUGGGAACAGAGGAGCUGCUCACGUGUAUGAUUAGUGGUGGGGAGACGGACAGCAGGCUGCAGCAGGCCUCUCAGUGUCUAACUGAAAUGAUCAAGAUGGCUGCUAAGACUCAUGGAAACUACAUCCUCGACCAGUGCAACAUCCUCUUCUCUGCACUCCGUCACAAGCUGCGACUGUUCACAGGCUUCAGGCGCCGGGUGGUGGUGGUGUUUCCUUCUGCGGACGAGUGGAAAAGACGACUGUCGCAGCACCAGACGAGAGACGGGGAGCACAUCCCAGAGACUGCCCUGCUCAAAUUACAAGUGAGCUGCAGUCUUCCAGAGCAGCAGGACGACCUUCUGGAGGAGUUGCAGUAUGUUGAGCUGCCGCAGGAAGACGCACUAAAGCUCCUGCAGGAGUACAAAGACGAGGCCCGCAGACUGCUGCCCCCCAUCCCCAAACAAAAGAAGGGACGGCGACUUUACAGGAAAAGACUCCGCCCACCUUACAGCAUUCCACUCUCUCACAGGAUCAGCAUAGAGAAAUGGAGUCAGCAGCCAAGAUAUGCACUGGAGUGUGCCUUAUCAGGACCAGGGAUACUACUACAAUGUGUACGAGAGCUACUCGUGAAGAAACCUGGAGGAAGAGGACUCAGAUGCCAAUGCUACAUUUACACAACAUCAACAACAACAAUGCUGCUGAUGUCAGGUUUUACUAUAUAGAGCUUCAGAUUCCCUGCUCAAAGAUAAUCAGAAUCAUAGUUUAUAAUAUCUUUUAUGAAAAGACAUGGAGACUCUUUAGGUUUUUAUCCAAAAUAUUUUAAUAAGUUUGUACUUGUUAUUACUGUACAGUGUACCAAUGAUAAUUUAUACAGCAUUGAAUUAUGAGUAAUUUGUAAAUAAAUCCCCAAACUUUGAUCAACCUGUCCCUUUGUGCACCUAUGUUGGUGUGAGCUCGGCAUCGCCCUGUCCACUCCGGUCUGACGCUACAUCGGGUUUCACUGUCUGAUAAAGCAGCACAGCUCCUUUAGCUGAUGGACACAACUCUGACCACAGAGGGCUGCUUUUGUCCAGCUGCAAAACCUCCUACAAUAUGCAAAAUAUAUAACAAUACUCAGUACAUUGAGAUGCUUCUAAUCACUCCAUGUGAUGACUGUACUUUGCUCCUUAAUACAAGAAGUUCAUUCUGGUGUCGCUCUGCAGACAUUUAUACAUCUGUAACUGCUCACCGUUCUGCUGACAAAGAUGACCUCUGUGGAUUCACUGGCCUCCACUCCUCCUUUCGAGUACAACUUUCUCACUUCAUCAGAACUCAAACAGCAACUGAAAGCACACAGAUAAAAAUGUACAUCUUUACAGCACCAUUCAAAGCUAACUUAUUUCACAAUGUUUGAUUUAGCAUUGUGUGCAGAUUUAACCUCAACUGUACAAAUCUGGUUAAAUAAGUUGAGACUUAAUUUAACAGUGACUUCAACGUUGGACUUUUGUCAUGACACUUUUUUUUGUAGGUUUACUAUUGUGAUGUUAUCUUUAUCGCUGCUGCUCAGCUUUAUUAGUUCUGCCUUUGCUUUUAGUCUUUCACUAGUAUGCAUUAUUUAUUCUAUUUAUUUUCUGCUUUGUAUCUAAUCUUUUUUCUUGUUUUAACUCUGCUAACUUUACUUAACUCUUGCCCUAAUAUUUAACUUUCAUAACGGACAGUAACACAGUUGUUACAACACUGAACUGCUGACUUUCUUAACUCCAAGAAAACUAUUCAUAAUAAGAAAUAGAUAUAUUUCCAGACUAUAUGUUUAAGAAAUCCUGAGACAUCAGUUACUAAUUAUUGUAGGGUCUAUUAUUGUAGGGUCUUUACCCACAAUACAAAGCGCCUUGAGGCGACAGUUUGUUGUGAUUUGGCGCUAUAUAAAUAAAAUUGAAUUGAAUUGAA
Messenger RNA from Archocentrus centrarchus (flier cichlid), 3283 nucleotides. RefSeq names its product heterogeneous nuclear ribonucleoprotein U-like protein 2. The coding region runs from base 130 to 2079 and encodes 649 amino acids. The record is from RefSeq and is a predicted model, not a curated record. The transcript has 10 exons. Gene Ontology annotation, molecular function: protein binding; RNA binding. Gene Ontology annotation, biological process: alternative mRNA splicing, via spliceosome. Gene Ontology annotation, cellular component: nucleus. Lineage: Eukaryota; Metazoa; Chordata; Actinopteri; Cichliformes; Cichlidae.